GUAAUCAGCCACUCAGACUCGCGGAGCAGCGGGUAGAGGCGGACACGCGGCGGAGCGGAGACAGAGCAGAGACAGAGGAGGGAGCCGCUCUGGGAACAUCUGGAGGAGAACCGCCGACUGGAGGACGGAUCCGCACCAGAAGAAACACGGAACUAGAUCUCUUCACAUCGAGACGGAGCUCAUUCCCCGCCGAGACCGGACGCAUAGGGCUUGCGCGUGUGUGGGUGUGUUAGUGUGUGUGCGUGUUUGUGUGUGUGUUGGGGGUCUCCGAGAAGCCGCUCGUUGGAUGAGGGAACUGUGGACGUAGCGUCUCUUCUACCUUCUACUCCUGCAUCGGCUCUCAGAGGACGCGGCGAUGGGCUGCACGCUGAGCACCGAGGACAAGGCGGCCGUGGAGCGGAGCAAGAUGAUCGACAGGAACCUUCGGGACGACGGAGAGAAGGCGGCGCGGGAGGUCAAGCUGCUUCUGCUCGGGGCCGGCGAAUCAGGAAAGAGUACCAUCGUGAAGCAGAUGAAGAUCAUCCACGAGGCGGGCUACUCAGAAGAGGAGUGUAAGCAGUACAAGGCGGUGGUCUACAGCAACACCAUCCAGUCCAUCAUCGCCAUCAUCAGAGCCAUGGGCCGCCUGAAGAUCGACUUCGGAGACUCCAUCAGAGCUGACGAUGCGCGGCAGCUCUUCGUCCUGGCCGGCUCGGCGGAGGAGGGCUUCAUGACGCCCGAGCUGGCCGGCGUGAUGAAGAGGCUCUGGAAGGACGGCGGCGUCACAGCCUGCUUCGGCCGCUCCCGGGAGUACCAGCUCAACGACUCCGCCGCCUACUAUCUGAACGAUCUGGACAGGAUAUCUCAGGCCACCUACAUCCCUACCCAGCAGGACGUACUGAGGACCCGAGUGAAGACCACGGGCAUCGUAGAGACCCACUUCACCUUCAAGGACCUGCACUUCAAGAUGUUUGACGUGGGCGGGCAACGGUCGGAGCGGAAGAAGUGGAUCCACUGCUUCGAGGGCGUGACCGCCAUCAUCUUCUGCGUGGCGCUCAGCGACUACACCUGGUGCUUGGCGGAGGACGAGGAGAUGAACCGGAUGCACGAGAGCAUGAAGCUGUUUGACUCCAUCUGCAACAACAAGUGGUUCACGGACACAUCCAUCAUCCUGUUCCUCAACAAGAAGGACCUGUUUGAGGAGAAGAUCAGGAGGAGCCCCCUCACAAUCUGCUACCCAGAAUACGCCGGCUCCAACACGUACGAGGAGGCGGCGGCCUACAUCCAGUGUCAGUUUGAGGACCUGAACAAGAGGAAGGACACAAAGGAGAUCUACACCCACUUCACCUGCGCCACCGACACCAAGAACGUCCAGUUUGUGUUUGACGCUGUCACCGACGUCAUCAUCAAGAACAACCUCAAGGACUGUGGCCUCUUCUGA
Molecule: messenger RNA, 1420 nt
Organism: Gadus morhua (Atlantic cod)
Lineage: Eukaryota; Metazoa; Chordata; Actinopteri; Gadiformes; Gadidae
Gene: gnai1
Product: guanine nucleotide binding protein (G protein), alpha inhibiting activity polypeptide 1
Biological process (GO): adenylate cyclase-modulating G protein-coupled receptor signaling pathway
Cellular component (GO): heterotrimeric G-protein complex; cytoplasm
Molecular function (GO): GTP binding; G protein-coupled serotonin receptor binding; G-protein beta/gamma-subunit complex binding
Source: RefSeq, a predicted model, not a curated record